UAUGUCAAUGUCAUUGUUCUUAUGUCAGAUCGGGCCAUUUCAUAUUGCCUUUCAUUACACUGAAUUUAUUAUUUCUUUAUAGUUUUUUUGUAUUUACUUGUUACAAAAUGGUGAAAGCCUGGUAUAUGGAUGAAGAUAAGAAUGAUCAACGCGCAGAACAUCACAGGAACCCUCCACAGUUUGUAUCUCUCGAUGAAUUGUACAAGAAGACUGGUGUUGAAUACUUUAGCCUAAAUGUCGACACCCAUGAGACUGAUGGAGUCCUAGACAAGAUAAAGAAGGACCGCGGCUACACCUACGAGGACAGGAUGGAGGCAUCCAAGGCAACACUACCCAACUACGAAGAAAAACUGGUUGCCUUCUACACUGAGCACUUGCAUACUGAUGAAGAGAUCCGGUUUGUGCUGGACGGCUCCGGCUAUUUUGACGUGCGUGACCGUGACGACCAAUGGAUCCGCAUCGAGGUCACCCCAGGGGACAUGCUGGUGCUCCCCAGUGGCAUCUACCACCGCUUCACUCUUGACUUCAAUAACUACAUAAAGGUGAAGAGGUUCUUCAUAGGCGAGCCGGUGUGGGCGGCGCACAACCGCCCCUCCGACCACAUGCCCGCGCGCCUGCAGUACGUGGACAAACUCACCAAGGGAUUCGUGGCCGCUUGCUAACAUUCCGACUUUCCAACCCACUAAACUUCCGUAACACAGACAUACUAAAUAUAUUAAAACUGGUCACUCACGUAUUUUAAGGGCCAGUUGCACCAACCACAGUUAACUGACUGACCAACGUCACGCAGCAGAUUUAUGAAUCUUUCCAUACAAUAAAAUUAAGCGAACGCUUUAACGGUGACAGACAGUUUGGUGCAACCGACCCUUAGUGAGUGCACGCUCGGUGAGCACGGCGUGCAGCGUGGCGUCGGGCGCACGUGCUGCGAGCAGCGUGCAGUGCGGCCGCUCCUGUACGUUGCAUUUGUUGAACAUGCACGACGCACGCUCCGCCCCGCUUCACGCCCGACUCGAGCGUCCACUCCGGCCUUAUACUUAAUCUAAGAUUAACGAGAAUAGUCGGGUAGUUUCCCGCUGCCGUCGCCCGCGCUGAGCAAUCGGUCGCGGAGAGCUGCAACCAGCUGUCUUCGUCUGUUGAAGCUUCUCGUUAUGAAGCGGAAAUGCGAAAGCAUGUCAAGAAAUCUACGACUUAAAAUACGCGAGUAUCCCCUUUUAAUAUAUUUAGUAUAUUUCAAGGCACCAUUAGAAUGCGGACUUUGGACCUCAUGCAAGGUGUAACGGUAAUUUCACCCUGGAUGAUAAUUCGCAAAGUGAUUAAGACAGAUAUAUCAUAUCAUGAAAGGUCGUUAAAGUCAACUCAUCAGCUGCCACAAUUACAGAAAAAUUAUCUUGGGGCCAUUCCCAGAGAAUGACAACUUUUGUCGCUGACUUGACACCUAUGGCAGCUAUUUUAAUAACCUACAAAAUCUAUAGAAUAUACCAUUAAGUUUCAAGCUAAGUUAUCAUACCAAUAAAAAAUGCUCAGCACAUUAUAAAAAAAAAAAUACAUGACGUAACCAACACUUGGUGAACUGCUCCUAUAGAAUAUUUGUGAAGAAAAAAGUCACCCAACGAUAAAAUGUUAGAUUUUUUCUGUAUGUUUAGGUGGCUACCGUUCCAUAACUCUACAACGGAGCGGCAGCUGACGUUGACCAAUUCUGAAAUAUUGCGUAACCAUAAUUUAGAAGCAGGCUUAUUUGCAAUGUUUAAUUUAAGAUUAUAUUACUUUAUUAAGUUUAUAUUAAACCAUUAUGGCCAUAAAAUGUGAUGGAUAUUGUUUACCCUUUUUAUAAAAAAAAAAACCUACUUUUAAAUCUAUCAUGACAUGACGACAUAUCACAAUAUUUAGUUAUUAAGAUAAAGGAAAACUAAGAACACACUUGAUAUGACAGAAUUUGCUCAACAUCAUGGUUGAGUUUUGGAUAUAAAUAAUUAUAUGUAAUAUUGUUACUACAUUUUAUAUGAAUUUAUGUGAAUAAAUAUAUUAUGCAUGUUAGUUGGUAGUUUUAUUACAAACACUAAAGGAACCAUAACUUCUAUUUUAGGUAACAAAGAGGACGAAGUACGAAGUCACAUAACUUAACCGUAAAAAACGUAGUUAUACUUUAGAUAUUAUUAACACUAUGGCUGCAUUUUUAUACUUUGCUUGACUUUUUUUAGAUUUUAGAUCAUUAUAAAAGUUAGAACAAAAACCGAAUUCAAUUUUUUAGGGCCGGCUGUACCCUUUAAAUUGGACUUAAUUUUUUCCGCCUUUAUUUUACUCAUAAGCCAUAAAUUACGCCUUUAUUUCAAUCAGCAAAAAUUUGUGACACUAAGGGUUAAUACGAACUUCGGCUAAUCGCUGCAAGGGGCCAUAUAAAAGCUAUUGAGAAUCUACGUUCAUCUACCGUCAUCUCUGUUACUCCAAUAGUAAAACAGCGUUUGUGACGGAGAUGGAAGAAGACCUAUAUAAGUAUAACCUAGUUUCACUGAAUCAUGGCCUAGUAGAAAGUUAUUAUUUGGAUGAAAGGGAAUUUGACGUAGUUACUACAUUUACUUCAAUAAAUCCGUUUAACUUCAUAACAAGGAAGAUGGUGGAGACCACAGGCAUCAUAACUUUCGGAUUAUGGUACAUCGCGAUCAUCUUUAACUACAUAAGCGAAUGGUAUGAAUCUGGGGGCAAGGCGUCGUUGGAAGCUUAUUUGUCGGCGAGCACUCUGAGCAAAGCGAGUAUCCCUAAGGUUGCUUCAGUGGCUGAAGCUGAAGUGGGCAUUGUCGAUGUGGACCCUGUCGAACCUGAAUUGGAGACUGAAAACACUGAAAUCGCUGAAAACACUGAAAUCUAUGAAAACACUGAAAUCGCUGAUGAAUAAUAUAUGAAUACUAAUAAUGUUACGGUUUUAUUUUACGUAUUUUUAGUCCUUACAAACGACAUGAUUUAGAGAGCCUCUGCCUCCGUUUCCAAGUAAGAUACCUGCGCCAAAGACGGCCCGAUUGGUAAGAUUACCUAUUUCCAAAAGUUCAUAGUUUUAAAAGCGUGAAUAGGUAUAUAUUACCAUAUUCGCUAGUACCAUAGACAAAACUGCAAGUUCAUAUUAAACAAUCCGUGACUCACCAAGUCACCAUGGCACAUGGCUCACCUUAGUGAAACAUUGUUGAAUGUGUUGCAACCCAUUAUCGUAGAUGACCCACCGUGGACAAAAAAUGUGUGAAUAAAACCGGACAAUGACUUUUAGUAUGACUAACAGAACUUAAAUUCUAUCUCGAAAAUGUCUGGCCAAUAGUAGGUUUUAUUUUUAAACAAAUUGCACUUUGGAUGCUCACCCUGAUAGUUCCUGUUGGGCUAAAAUGGUCGGCUCUUUAUCAUUUGUCACCAUGCCUGUCACGUUCUAACAAGUAUGUAAGUGCGAAAGUGACGGGCAUAGUGACAAGCGAUAAAAAUUGAACCAUGCUGCCACCGCUGGACACUUCACUAUAGUCUGUGUUGUAUUAAAAAUAAAUAUUAUAGGACAUUAUUACACAAAUUAACUAUCAAGAACUGCCUAUAGGAAAUAGUAUGGAACACUUAUUAAAUUUUUAUCUUGCAGAGAAUGUAUGACAUAGUAUAGUUCGUGUCAUCCACGAUGACGCGCAGUUUCGUCAAAUCUAACCUUUAAUAAUAUGGCAAUAUGAGUCAAGGCUCGCGUCUUCGUUAAUGACACGAUCCAUAUUUUGUAGUUAAAAAACAGACUAUAACAGGAUACACAGCAUUGAGCAUUCGAUGUUUACAAUUUUUAUAUUGUUUGUGCAUUUUUUUUAUAAUGAUUUUGUAUUAAUAAAUGAUAUUUCUUGUUUCA
This is a messenger RNA of Cydia pomonella (codling moth), 3853 nucleotides long. It is a transcript of the gene Adi1, whose product is annotated as acireductone dioxygenase. Gene Ontology annotation, molecular function: acireductone dioxygenase [iron(II)-requiring] activity. The record is from RefSeq and is a predicted model, not a curated record. The coding region runs from base 108 to 662 and encodes 184 amino acids. NCBI's taxonomy places the organism in Eukaryota, Metazoa, Arthropoda, Insecta, Lepidoptera, Tortricidae. The transcript has 6 exons.